CCCAUCACCGUGUCUCGCCCUCCUCUGUCGCGCUACCAGAGGCCGUCACAUCAACCUGUUGCAUCGCCCAAGGCAACCGCUGACAGGCGGUCGUUGUUGAGAGAGGCUUCAGCAUCACCGACGCCAGAGGGACCUAGGGAUUCCACCUCGUCGAGCGGAUCUUGGAUUAGGAGGCUCUCGAUCCGUCGCCCCCCGUUGUCGCGUCAGGGAAGCGUGAGGUCGAGAUCCAGCGUUGGGCCGGAUUCGCCCUCAAUGUCCCAGUCAUACACCUCGUCAGCCCCGAUUCUAUCCAGGCCGAAUACUGCCGGCAACCCUCUAUCGCCCAACAAGCUUGUGAAGCGCUCUCCAUCAGUCAAGGCCGGAGACGUUCCCACGCCGACACGCGCCCGAGCUAAAUCGCAUCUAUCUAUCCUGCGCCGACCUGCGACGAGCCACCAGAGAUCUGCCACGCUCCAUCAUUUCCGUCAGAGUGCAGAUUUAACGAACCUGCCAUCACCUGCUUUUUCCUUCGACCAGUCAUCAUCACUGCAAGAAAAUCUUCUUGCGCCCAUACAACCCCAGAGCACACGAAAGAUUAGCUGGGUAUCCUUCUUUCAUUCGCGCACUAGGAACACAGGCAGUGGUGGUAGCAUUGCGAGUCGUCUAGGAGAGGCCACCCCAGGUGGACGGAAUCUGUCUGGAAAGCGCAUUGCCCCAGGGGGUCAAGAUCGCCAAAAAGUGCAUCUCGUCAAGCCCAGGAUGGUCCAAGUCCGAGAUGAGACAGAUGUUCACGUGGUCGAUCGCUCGGUUUCCCCCGAGAAUACGCCUGCCGGCAAGGCAGCACGACCUCAAUCUAUGCCUUUUCCCCCGGUCAGCAAUUGGAUUCCAGGAACGUCGGGAAGCCUUCGACGGCCAAAACGGGGGGCUGAGCCGGAUGGUGUGAGCGACAGGCGGCACGUGUCAGCCCCCAGCAAUAGCGGCGCGCAAAUCACCGUGGAGCUCGACUCUAAGGCGCCGGCGCAAUCAUCGAUCCCACCCAACUCUUUAGCACGGCAGGGGCCGACGCUGGAUUCAGCAGCCAAAGUUCAGCUAACAAUGCAUAAAAGAAGCCAUUCCUCCCCACUUCUCCCCGCUCCUAGAAACUCGAGUUUUCAAAUCGAAGUCCCACGCUUAGGAUCGCCUGGCGGGGCGGUCUCUCACCCAACACGGCAGCACCAGCCCUCGGGGAGCUCGACAAGCUCCGCAGCCAUGUCGCAGCUAACAACGUCGCCAUUGCACGAGGGCUUCGCCGUCGCCGAAAGCUUCGAAAGCGACGCCCGUGGCUUCACGUCAGGGGAUGAGGACGACGCCGACUACAGGAGUGACACCGUGUUCGACUCGUUGCGCACGGCAGCUUCCAGUCGCACAAGGGCCGUGGAGACGCCCUUGGAUUCUAUUUAUGACGACUCCCCCCCGAGCACCGCAGGAAAUAAUGGUAGGACCAAACGCCUCUCAAUACAGGAAAUCUUGGGUCAUACCUGGGGCGGUGACACAGACAUCAUGGAGGAGGACGAAAGUACGGUGAUGCCCACGGGAGUCGAGUCGGUCGGUGCCAGGGCGAGAUACUCUAGCCGCCAUGUCCUCACCCUACCUCGCAUCAGCUCAGAGUCGUCCCAGAACGGCGUAUCGCUCUAUGCGAAAGACUUUGGUCGCAUUUCUCUCGACGACGACUUUGACGAAGACUGGGCCGGUGACGACGACGCCCAUUUCAACCCACUCUCUCCCCCUUCCAAAGGAAGCUCGCUCAACUCGCGACACAUUAACCCCAAUGUCAGGAUUGCGCUGGCGAAUCUGAGCCUCGACCACAUGUCUGAUAUGGACCACGAUGAUCGGCCUCUAAACAACCUGUUCGACUGGAGUGAAACUUCCUUUCAUGACCGGGGCAACUCGGGCGGUGUUCCCUUACGUCCCAAGACGUCUUACGAAAAGCAGGAACUCGACGCCAGGGGCGGACGUUCCGUUAUUCGCAACCCUGUCCCAGCGCACAUACGGAGCCAGAGCGUUCCUCUCUCGCACGCUAUGGAUGAGGCUAAAUCUUCCAACGGUGCCAAGUACGGCACUUGGGGACUGGGCUCAAAGGGAGUCAGUGAGGAUUGGGACGAGGAUUUCGAGUUUGAUGGCGGUGCCAAUGAAAACGAUGGCACAACUGAUGACAAGUUAUUCUCAGUACCUGAAUCCAUCCGUGCAUCCCAGCCUAGUGUGAAAGCGCAUUCGGGACAAAUCCGCGAACUGUCAUUACUCGUCAACGAUCUCAAGCGACUGUGUCGCCACGGGCGCGAUAUGGAUAUGCUCGAUGGCCCACAGAAGACUUUGUGGAAAGAGGCCGAGGGUGUCAUUGCCCUCGCCUCGCCCGAUGAGGAGGAAUCAGUAGACGGAGAAAUUGACGGCAACUCCACCGACACCAUGGACGAAUUCGACAACAACGAUGGAUUUUCCGACGACGAUGACGACGACGACGAUGUUUUCGCUGAUAUCUCGUUCACCAAAUUCGACAUGGCCUUCGAUAUCAAGGAGCCCAUGUCAAAGACGGCUGUAGUUCGUGAGCGUCAUUCUCCGAAACGACGAUCUGUCUUUUCCCCCGACGAUGACAUCUUUGGUGGGAAUUGGCCAUUGGUUGAUGACACCUUGCCUUUGGAACGUCCUACUCUCUCUCGGACACCCGAAUUGCGAGCCGAUAAGCAGCAAGAAGCCGCCAACGGCGCUCGCUCGGUAAUGGAAGCCAUGCAUCGUUCUGCCCCCAACCAAGAAUCUCAGCCUCGUUCAGAUACCAAGAUGCAUUUCGAUACAAACAGCUUGAGAGUCCUGGUCAAGAGAGCAGGAGAGCUACGUGAUUCCUUGUCAGAUGUUGUUCGUCGGGCCGAGCAAAUAACGCAGAGCCCUGCCGGAACUCCAAGGCGUGAUCGUCAAAGCGACUCCAGUCCUGCUUUCACGCGAAUGUUUGAUGACCCAGGCUCAAGCCAGUCUCGUCGCACCAUCCGGCAUCGUGGUGACCUUUCUUCUUUACUGGAUUCAUCGUCACCAGAAAACUCAACCUCAUCUUCACCAAUGAAUAGACGCAUACAGACGGUG
Molecule: messenger RNA, 3087 nt
Organism: Trichoderma virens Gv29-8
Lineage: Eukaryota; Fungi; Ascomycota; Sordariomycetes; Hypocreales; Hypocreaceae
Exons: 2
Biological process (GO): regulation of mitotic cytokinesis
Molecular function (GO): GTPase activator activity
Source: RefSeq, a predicted model, not a curated record